Meloidogyne enterolobii is the source of this 291-nucleotide messenger RNA. Lineage: Eukaryota; Metazoa; Nematoda; Chromadorea; Rhabditida; Meloidogynidae. The record is from the annotation of a GenBank genome assembly.
AUGACUCCUCCAAUCAACAUUUAUAUUAUUCUCUUUUCAACUUUUUUAAUAUUUCAACUAAUUAACGGCAAUCAAGAGCAAUGUAUUGGAAUUGGAGGUCCAUGUGAUUACGACAACGAUUGUUGUGGUGAUAGAAAUAUAGGAUGUGUUGGCGCUUGGGAACCUACAAAAAAGAAAGGAAUUUGUAAGAAAACUUGUGAUUUAGUAGGAGCACAUUGUACUUCAAGUACGAGUUGUUGCAACUAUUGUACUAACAACAAAUGUUCGUACGUCUCAGAUAUGCCUGGAUGA